This is a messenger RNA of Pyricularia pennisetigena, 2796 nucleotides long. RefSeq lists its product as uncharacterized. The coding region runs from base 1 to 2796 and encodes 931 amino acids. Gene Ontology annotation, molecular function: flavin adenine dinucleotide binding; N,N-dimethylaniline monooxygenase activity; NADP binding. The record is from RefSeq and is a predicted model, not a curated record. The transcript has 5 exons. Lineage: Eukaryota; Fungi; Ascomycota; Sordariomycetes; Magnaporthales; Pyriculariaceae.
AUGACGUCCCCAGACAGCAACCCACGAGCGGCACUACCCGCUGGUAGUGAAUCAGUGACAGUCAAGAUAAUCAACCCCGUCAACUUUGGCCCAGCAGUUCUGAACCGUUUUAUGGCACCACCGGUGCCUGGCUUCGAAAAAUUGCCAACAUUGCCGUCGUUUUCCUUUUUGAUCGAGCACCCUCCAUCCGGACGUAAGCUCGUAUUCGACCUGGGCAUCCGCAAGGACUUCGAGACGGGCUACUCGCGAAAGAUUAGUGAAUAUAUACCAACGACCAAUUACGACAUCAGGGUUGAGAAGGAUGUCGUCGAGAUCCUGGAAGAAGGAGGCGUUGACCCUCGGGGGAUCGAGGCCGUCAUCUGGUCCCAUUGGCACUGGGAUCAUAUUGGCAACCCUCAAUCUUUCCCCGAGACGACCGAUUUGAUAGUUGGGCCAGGUUUUAAAGAGGCAAUGCUCCCAGGAGCGCCGUCAAAUCCAGAGUCUCCGAUCCAGGAGAGCGACUAUGCAAACCGUAACCUCCGCGAGAUCACAUUCGAUGGACCCCAAGCCCUCAAGAUAGGCAACUUCCCAGCAUACGACUACUUUGGCGACGGGUCCUUCUACCUCCUCAACAGCCCGGGGCACGCGAUCGGGCACCUCUGCGGACUGGCACGCACGACGACCUCGCCGACGUCCACGUUCGUGCUCCUGGGCGGCGACGUGUGCCACUACGCCGGCAUCUUCCGGCCGUCGCCGCAGCAGCCCAUCCCGGCCAGCAUAACACCGCACCCGUGCGCGUCGUCGCCGCUGCCCGCGCUGUGUCCCGGCCACGCGUGGGAGGAGCUGCAGAGGUCGCGCGGCGGGCGCGCGCGCACCGAUGCGCUCUUCGACAUGACCUUUGGGCACGACGUGCCGUUGGCCACCGGCACCAUGAGGUGGCUGCAGGAGCUGGACUGCAUCGACGACGUGUUUGUCAUUAUCGCCCACGACGCGACGGUGCGGGACGGCGGCGUCCCGCGGUUCCCGGCCAGCUUGAACGACUGGAAGGCAAACGGCUGGGGCAGGGAUCUGAAGUGGGCAUUUUUGCGGGACUUGGAGUCGUUCUGGAGGUCCAAGGGUGUGAACAUCUCUUCUGUCUCUAUAAUGUCGGCAUUUCAAGAAGCCAACAAGGACCUGGACUAUGACGUCCUCGUCAUAGGCGCUGGUCUGUCUGGAAUCUACAGCCUUCAUCACAUACGUGAGCUGGGCCUGCGCGUCAAGGUCCUCGAGGCAGCCGAAGCAGCAGGCGGCACAUGGUUCUGGAACCGCUAUCCCGGGGCGCGUUUCGAUUCCGAGUCUGUGUCGUACAUUUUCUCCUUCUCCCAGGAGGUCCUUGAAGAGUGGAGCUGGACGGAGCACUUUGCAUCGCAGCCCGAAACCUUGAAGUACGUCAACUACCUGGUGGACAAAUUCGACCUCAAGCGGUCUAUGCAGUUCAACACGCGCAUCACGUCGAUGAAGUUCCGAAACGACAGCAACUCUUGGCUUCUGGUGGACCAAAACGGACGGGAGUACACAACGCGCUACGUCGUCACGGCGAUCGGCAUCCUCAACGAGCCAACCCUGCCAGCUAUCCCAGGGGUCGAAGACUACAAAGGAGAAGCUUGGCAUACGGCCAGAUGGCCCGGCGACCACGAGGUAGCUUUUCGGGGAAAGCGCGUGGGUAUCAUCGGCACGGGAGCGACGGGCAUCCAGACGGUCCAGGAGAUAUACAAGCACUGCGGCAGCCUGACCGUCUUCCAACGAACGCCGAACUGGACCGCGCCGAUCCGCAACAGCAAGAUCUCCCCGGAAGAGAUGAAGGAGAUCCGCAAGAGGUAUCCAGAGAUCUUCCAGGCCUGUUUGGAAUCCGGGUCAUGCUUCAUACACAAGGUCAACCCGAAGAAAACAACCGAGUGGGAUCGGGAAGAGCUGCUUGCCCACUUUGAGGAGCUUUACCUCAAGCCUGGUUUCGCAAAGGUGUUGGGCAUUCCGGUCGAUAUCUUCAUGGAUAGAGAAGCCAACAAGCUGUACAGCGACUUUAUCGCAAGCAAGAUUCGGCCGCGCAUCAAGGAUCCUGCCGUGGCGGAAAAGCUUAUUCCCAAGUGUCACGGCUUCAUGACCCGGCGUGUCCCGCUGGAGGAUGGCUACUACGAGGCGUUUAACGAGCCGCAUGUCAGGCUCGUCGACUUGAAAGAGACCCCUAUUGAGCGGAUCACCGAAAAGGGGGUUCUGAUUGCUGCUCCGGCGACCAACGGCAGUGGGGACCAGCCCAAGCCGGAAGAGAUAGAGCUAGACGUGCUCAUCUACGCCACAGGGUUUGAUGCAACCACGGGAUCCUUCAGGGCCAUCGACAUCCAGGGCGUGGACGGGAAGAGACUUUGGGAAGACACGUGGGCCAACCGCAUUUCCACGUACCUGGGAGUGACGGUUCCCAAGUUUCCCAACAUGUUUAUGUCGAUGGGCCCCCAUCAAUCGUUUGGCAACAUCCCCCGAUCGAUAGAGUAUACGUGUCAGUGGAUAGUCGACCUGAUCAAAUUCGCACGCGACCGCAACCUCCUCCGCGUCGAAGCAACACAGGAAAAGGCCGACGCAUGGUACAAUCACGUCGAGUCGUGCGGAGUAGGCAUGCUGAUAAACGAGGUGGAUUCUUGGAUGACGGGCGUCAACACCAACUUGAAGCACAAACAAAAGAGGUCUCUGGUAAGGUAUAAUGGGCCAGCGCCAGGAUACAGGAAAAUAUGCAACGAAGUCAAGGCGAAAGAGUACCAGGAUUUCGAGCUAGUUUUUGGUAAUUGA